Messenger RNA from Onychostoma macrolepis, 3831 nucleotides. RefSeq names its product ATP-binding cassette, sub-family B (MDR/TAP), member 7 (gene abcb7). The transcript has 16 exons. Gene Ontology annotation, molecular function: ATP hydrolysis activity; ATP binding; ABC-type transporter activity. Lineage: Eukaryota; Metazoa; Chordata; Actinopteri; Cypriniformes; Cyprinidae. Bases 47 to 2278 code for a protein of 743 amino acids. The record is from RefSeq and is a predicted model, not a curated record. Gene Ontology annotation, cellular component: mitochondrial inner membrane. Gene Ontology annotation, biological process: transmembrane transport; intracellular iron ion homeostasis.
CGGAAAUGACGUCACGCGUGACGGUCCCUCAGCCCAUCGGUUCAGCAUGGCGCCGCUCCUGCUCCCGCUGAAAUGCGGAUUUCACUUUCAAAGGCGUAAAUUGUCCCUUUUGCUUCAGCAGAGCAGCGCCGUUCACGCGUGGAUCUAUCACGACCACCGAGCGGCGAAUAAACGGAAAGAGCGGAGCACGUAUCAGCUGUCAAGUCAAAGCCGAGCGUCAUCGACAUGGGCCAACAGCAGAGCUCAGAACAGCCGACAGAUCUUAGAAGCAGUAAAACAUUUACAGAUCCCAGAGAGACAGUGCUGGCACGGCCACGCAGGUGGAGGACUCAGUGCAGACCCCAAAAAUGUGCUGAAGGAAGUGAACUCCUCGACGAUUCUGGGGGCCAUGUUGACGUAUGUUUGGCCGAAGGACAGACCGGACCUGCGCGCUCGAGUGGCCAUCUCUCUGGGUCUCCUCGCUGGAGCCAAGAUAACCAACGUGAUGGUGCCCCUCAUGUUUAAAUAUGCGGUGGACGGCCUGAACCAGAUGUCGGGACACAUGUUGAACCUGAGCGACGCGCCGAACACGGUGGCCACCAUGGCAACGGCUGUUCUGAUUGGCUACGGCGUUUCCCGCGUCGGUGCUGCUCUCUUCAAUGAGCUGAGGAACGCAGUGUUUGGGAAAGUGGCUCAGAGCUCCAUCAGGAGGAUAGCCAAGAACGUCUUUCUCCAUCUUCACAACCUGGACCUGGGCUUCCACCUGAGCAGGCAGACCGGAGCGCUGUCCAAAGCCAUUGACCGUGGCACUCGAGGAAUCAGCUUCGUGCUCAGCGCUCUGGUCUUUAACCUGGGGCCUACGCUCUUUGAAAUGAUCCUGGUCAGCAGCAUUUUGUAUUAUAAGUGUGGCGGUCAGUUUGCUCUGGUCACUGUGGGGACCCUCUCGGCAUACACCGCGUUCACCGUCGCUGUCACGCAGUGGAGGACGCGGUUCAGGAUCCAGAUGAAUAAGGCUGAUAAUGAUGCUGGAAACGCUGCUAUCGAUUCUCUCCUCAAUUAUGAAACCGUUAAGUACUUCAACAAUGAGAAGUAUGAGGCGGAGCGUUACGAUAGUUUUCUGAAGGUGUAUGAGUCGUCGUCUCUGAAGACCACCUCUACUCUGGCCAUGCUCAACUUCGGUCAGAGCGUCGUCUUCAGCGUCGGCCUUACCGCCAUCAUGGUGCUGGCAAGCAAAGGCAUAAUGGCAGGCAGCAUGACUGUGGGUGAUCUAGUGAUGGUGAACGGGCUGCUCUUCCAGCUCUCUAUGCCGCUCAACUUUCUGGGAACGGUGUACAGAGAGACCCGGCAGGCCCUCAUAGACAUGAACACGCUCUUCACUCUGCUCAGCAUCGACACCAAAAUAAAGGAGAAAGAAAUGGCGCCGCCGCUGCUCGUUAAACCCCAGGAAGCCACCAUCAGGUUUGAGGAUGUGUAUUUUGAGUACUUGGAGGGACAAAAGGUGCUUAACGGGGUUUCCUUUGAAGUACCUGCAGGGAAAAAGGUGGCCAUUGUUGGUGGCAGUGGAUCUGGAAAGAGCACGAUUGUCCGACUGCUCUUUCGUUUCUACGAGCCGCAGCAGGGCAACAUCUUCAUCGCAGGCCAGAACAUUCGUGAUGUUAGUUUGGAGAGCUUGAGGAAAGCUGUGGGCGUCGUGCCGCAGGACGCCGUGCUUUUCCACAAUACCAUAUUUUACAAUCUGCUGUAUGGUAACAUCAACGCCACCGCAGAGGACGUCUACCGUGUGGCCAAACUAGCUGGAAUCCAUGACGCCAUUCUCCGAAUGCCUCAUGGAUACGAGACGCAGGUCGGAGAGCGAGGCCUGAAGCUCUCAGGUGGAGAAAAGCAGCGUGUGGCCAUCGCACGGGCCAUCCUUAAGAACCCUCCCAUUUUUCUGUAUGACGAGGCCACGUCUUCACUAGACUCAAUCACUGAAGAGAAUAUUCUGACUUCCAUGAAGGAGAUGGUGAGGGACAGAACAUCUGUCUUUAUUGCACACCGGCUGUCCACCAUUGUGGAUGCAGAUGAGAUUAUUGUACUAAAUCAGGGGAAGGUGGUGGAGCGCGGCAAUCAUCAGGCUCUGCUGAGCACGCCGGCCAGUCUGUACGCAGACCUGUGGAACACACAGAACAGCAGAACCACGAGCGCCGCGAGCCGGCCCGAGCCUGCGGCCGAGCACCUGACGCAGAGAGAGGAGGAGCGCAAGAAGCUGCAGGAGGAGAUCCUCAACAGCGUGAAGGGCUGCGGGAACUGCUCCUGCUGAGCUCUACUGGACUGGGGUCACAGCGAGGAGUCGGGAUCUUAUUUCAUCCUGAACUGACAGUGGCGUCCUCCUUUCUGAUUUUUCCAUAACCUCGAGGGCCAAUGUCAUGCCUUUAUUUUCACAUGCCGUCAGGGUGAUUUGAACCUGUUUUAAUAGAUUUGUCCAUGUCAUCUGGAACUCUUGUAAGUUGUUUUUAUUAUGCAUAUGUACAUAUUACUAAUGCGAUAUUUUUGAGAAGCGCAUUGUAUAGAGUGCACAUAUCAUUGAAUAGAUAUAUUGUCUGUUGAAUUGUGGUAGAUAUGUCUGGACCAUUUUGGAGAUUUCGUCUGUGAACACUAGCAUCGGUCUCAUCAACAUUAAUUUAUACCAAAUCUGAAUGAGAUGUCAUUGAAAGUGUUUAACAACUUGUAUUAAAUAAAACUUCCUCCUCUGAGUGUCUGAGAGCAUGCGUUUCUUUCAGCCAAUCAGAUUUGGUUUGAAAUCAGUAACACAGAAGUGAUGAAGCUUUCUUUGUGAUGUUCAGGGCUUCACAUGUUCCAGGUCACAGCAUGUCUGUGAAAUCCUUCAAAAGCUGUCAGUCAUUGUUUGAGAUGUUAAUUUAGACCGUGAAUGUAUAGAGGUGUGUUUGAGAGAUGUUGUAAUGUGUGUCGCUCCAUCACAUUCGUUCAUCAGUGAGUGUGAGAUGGAUGAGGGGCGUUGGGUGAAUAAAUGGGUCAGUGACGUGACUCAUACUUUUGUCUGGAAAAAUACGCUAAAAUGCGUUUCAUACAUAAAAUAACUUCAAUGCACCUCUGCUAUAAUGAACCUUUUAUGGGAAAAAAAGGUAUUUUAGUAUAUUUAUAUAUUUUACUAAAAAUGUGACUUUUUUUUAAAGUGUCAAGGUGGUGUUGAUUUGUAAUGAAGAAAAACAACUCUUAUUAAAAGGCAGAACUUCUUGGGGAGGAAAUAGUUUGCCAAACUUACAGGAUUUCUUUUAAGAAUAAGAAGAGAUGCAAUUUUGUUUUAAAGAUGACAUAAGAGGCUGUGUUAUACCAUGUGAUACGCUAUAGAAAGUAAGUUUUCUUUUUUCUAUUUUUUUUUUAUAUAAAAUAGACGAAUAUAAUAGGGAUUCUGAUUUUCCUGUGAUGUUUUAUUUUAUUUUAUUUUACACACUGGACAUCUGAUAUAUCUUGUUGGCUAGUUCUAUUUGUAUUCUGACCCAUUCAGUAUAGUAUAAUAAAGCAUGUUUUUCAGAGUUCAGUGACAGAAAACAAAAGACGAUAACAGAAAAGGGCAGAAUAUGCCAGCAGUCAGGAAAGAGAUUAAACGUGAAAUCAUUUGUCAAAUCAAAAAGUUAAGAAGAAAACAUGUUUACUCAACUGAUUUAAAAGAACUAGAUCUCCCAGUUAGCCAGUAAUGAAACAUUGUCAUUUGGGAUUUUAUGUUUGAAAAUAAUGUGUAUAUGCACAAGUAUUCAAAGUGCAUUUGGUUAGACCAACUGACAUUUUUAUUUCUAAUUUAUUAGAAUUUCCUUGCCAUCUGUGUUUGACUCGCAAUAAAAACGUUUAAUUGUA